Molecule: messenger RNA, 1298 nt
Organism: Prorocentrum cordatum
Lineage: Eukaryota; Dinophyceae; Prorocentrales; Prorocentraceae
Source: the annotation of a GenBank genome assembly
GCCGGCCUCCCAGGGCUCCGCUCGGGCGUCUCUCGUUCUUUUGAGCUGUGCGCAUCUGCAGACGGCAUGAUGCGCCUGCGCACGUCUCACAGCGUCGGCGCGCUGCUCCUGCUGCUGGCGGCGCGCGGCGCCCCGAGCGCCGGGUCGCGGUCGCCGGCGAGCGGGGCGCUGGCCCGCCCGAGGCUGGAGGGCUCGGCGAGCGGUCGCCCUCGCGAGCCGCAGGCCGAGUUCGGGAGGCGCCAGGCUACCAGCGGCGCGCAGUUGCUCAAACUUGUGGCGAGUGAUGGGACCGAAGGCGACCGUUUCGGAAUCGCGGUCGUGAGCUCCGACGGGGCCCGCGUGGUGGUGGGGGCCUUUGGUGACGACGACCAGGGCAGCGGGUCUGGCUCCGUGCACGUGUUCGACGGUACCUCGGGCGAGAGGCUGCUCAAGCUUGUGGCGAGUGAUGGGGCCGCGUACGACGGUUUCGGAUACGCGGUGGCCGUGGGCUCCGACGGGGCCCGCGUGGUGGUGGGGGCCUAUGAUGACGACGACCAGGGCAGCGGGUCUGGCUCCGUGCACGUGUUCGACGGUGCCUCGGGCGAGAGGCUGCUCAAGCUUGUGGCGAGUGAUGGGGCCGGAUACGACCGUUUUGGAAUCUCGGUGGCCGUGAGCUCCGACGGGGCCCGCGUGGUGGUGGGACGACCGUUCGGAAUCUCGGUGGCCGUGAGCUCCGACGGGGCCCGCGUGGUGGUGGGGGCCAAUUAUGACGACGACCGGGGCAGCAAGUCUGGCUCCGGGCACGUGUUCGAUGGUAUCUCGGGCGAGAGGCUGCUCAAGCUUGUGGCGAGUGAUGGGGCCGAAGACGACCGUUUCGGAAUCUCGGUGGCCGUGAGCUCCGACGGGGCCCGCGUGGUGGUGGGGGCCCUUGGUGACGACGACCGGGGCGACACUUCUGGCUCCGUGCGCGUGUUCGACGGUACCUCGGGCGAGAGGCUGCUCAAGCUUGUGGCGAGUGAUGGGGCCGCGUACGACGGUUUCGGAUUUGGGCUUGCCGUGAGCUCCGACGGGGCCCGCGUGGUGGUGGGGGCCACUGGUGACGACGACGGGUCUGGCUCCGUGCACGUGUUCGACGGUACCUCGGGCGAGAGGCUGCUCAAGCUUGUGGCGAGUGGUGGGGCCGCAGGCGACAGUUUCGGAUGCACGGUGGCCGUGAGCUCCGACGGGGCCCGCGUGGUGGUGGGGGUCUACUAUGACGACGACCAGGGCGCCGAUUCUGGCUCCGUGUACGUGUUCGACGGCACCAUCGUCACCACCAG